Molecule: messenger RNA, 1491 nt
Organism: Anopheles gambiae (African malaria mosquito)
Lineage: Eukaryota; Metazoa; Arthropoda; Insecta; Diptera; Culicidae
Product: GDP-fucose protein O-fucosyltransferase 1
Exons: 2
Coding region: 165-1364 (399 amino acids)
Biological process (GO): protein O-linked glycosylation via fucose; Notch signaling pathway
Molecular function (GO): peptide-O-fucosyltransferase activity
Source: RefSeq, a predicted model, not a curated record
GGUUGCUUGAUAACCGAAUCUUUUGUUGUUACCGGUUUUGUUGUAAACAACGCAAGAAUACAACAGAGAGAGAAAAAAGAGGGAAGAACACACAAGCUUCGGUGGUGUACAGUUUAUGGCGAAAUUAAUGAAGUUAACGAUAAGAAAAGUGCGAGUUUAGCAAAAUGUAUCGUUUGGUGGGACUUUUGCUGGCUUUCCUUACUUUCGCCCACUCGAUUACGGUCGACGAGCAUGGCUACAUCAUGUACUGUCCGUGCAUGGGUCGUUUCGGCAACCAGGCGGACCACUUUCUCGGUUCGUUCGGGUUUGCGAAAGCCCUCAACCGAACACUCGUCCUGCCGCCCUGGGUCGAGUAUCGCAAGGGCGAGGUGCGCUCCAUCCAGGUCCCGUUCGAUACCUACUUCCAGGUGGGACCGCUGCAAGCCUUCCAUCGCGUCAUAACGAUGGAAAACUUUAUGAAAACUCUUGCCCCCUCACUGUGGCCACCGGCCGAACGUAUCUCGUUCUGCUACACCGAGCGCAUGGGACUGGAUGGGAGUACCGGGCACGGCUGUAACGCCAAGAGUGGCAACCCGUUCGGACCGUUCUGGGACACGUUCGGGGUCGAGUUCGCUGGGUCGGAGUUUUUCGGCCCGAAGCUCAACUACGACAUCCACCACGGGGACAGCAUGGCCCGGCGGUGGAGCGAACGCUAUCCGGCCGCUCAAUGGCCCGUCCUGGCAUUUACCGGUGCACCGGCCGCCUUUCCCGUGCAGCAGGAAAAUCUCCUACUCCAUCGCUAUCUUCGCUGGUCGGUGAAGUACGAAACCGGGGCGAAACAGUUCAUCCGCGACACGCUGCCCCGUGGCGCGUUUAUCGGGGUGCAUCUGCGGAACGGCAUCGAUUGGGUGCGGGCCUGCGAGCACGUGAAGGAAAGCUCGAACCUGUUCUCCUCGCCGCAGUGUUUGGGCUACCGGAACGAGCACGGCCAGCUGACUGCGGAGCUGUGUAUGCCGGGCAGGGAUACGAUCAUCCGGCAGCUCAAGCGUCAAAUCAAGCUGCACCGGGAAGCGGCGCCGGACAAUCCCAUCCGGGCGGUGUUUGUUGCCUCCGACAGCAACCACAUGCUGGGCGAGCUGAACGAUGCGCUGAAGCGCAUGGACGUGACGGUGGUGCGCCAUCCGGACGGAAAUCCGCAUCUGGAUUUGGCGAUACUGGGACGCGCGAACCACUUCAUCGGCAACUGCAUCUCGUCCUAUUCGGCGUUCGUGAAGCGCGAGCGUGACGCGAACGGAUUUCCGUCCUCGUUUUGGGCCUUCCCGCCGGAGAAGCCGGGUGCGAAGGUGAAGGGAGCCGGCAGCUCGCCCCAGCACGAAGAACUGUAAGCCAUGGGUCGAAGGAAACGACUGCUCGCGGAAUGGGUCAGGUAGUUGACCCUUUGCCACACAAUUUUCUUGUAUUAAGGAAUCGAUCUGAGUAGAGGAAUAAAUUGUAUUACAAACAGCACAUAAA